Messenger RNA from Mucor velutinosus, 1362 nucleotides. RefSeq lists its product as uncharacterized. Bases 1 to 1362 code for a protein of 453 amino acids. The transcript is spliced from 2 exons. NCBI's taxonomy places the organism in Eukaryota, Fungi, Mucoromycota, Mucoromycetes, Mucorales, Mucoraceae. Gene Ontology annotation, molecular function: lipase activity. The record is from RefSeq and is a predicted model, not a curated record.
AUGGACGACAUCCGCAAAGUGAUCAAAAAGAAUUCGCCUCCUGCAGUGGUAUUACAGACACUGAGAACAGCGCUUACCAUGCCGCCCGCUGCAGCAAGAAACAUCAUCAAAGAUCUGACCCGUCCAUUGGGCGAUCAAAAGAGAUUCAUUCGUAAAUUUAACAAUGAGCACUGGAAAGGCACGCUCAUCAUGUCUGAAAUGAUUCGAUGUGAUGAUGAUAUCGCCAUCCAGAGGCUAAAAAAGGCAGAUAUUGUCAUUUUCGAAGUGCAUGGUGGUGGAUUUCGAGUAGGACACAGUACAAUGUACAUGGAAUCAUUCAUAAGCUGGCUUCGUUUGAUUAAAAGCAAGUACAACUUGUAUGCCUGCAUCAUGUCUGUUGAAUAUGGUUUGGCUCCAAUGCACAAGUAUCCUGGUCCGCUGAAUGAUUGCGUAAAGGCGUUUGACUAUCUCACAAACGGCCUGGGCAUAUCUCCCUCCAAAAUUGUUCUUAGUGGUGAUAGUGCAGGCGGCGCACUGGUGCUAGAAACACUGAUUCAAACAUACGCUCCUGCUAUAUUACAAGAUUUGUCUGCUCCCCGCGAGAAUUUCAAGCAGCCUUUACCCGCUGGUGCCUUACUCUCCUCUCCAUUGGUCAGUGGAGUCAUUGAGACCGAAUCAUGGAAACUGUUUCACAAGACAGACGUUGUCUCUAUGGGGCUAUCCAAGCUUAUUUACAAGGAGUACUUGGGUCUGCCUGAAACCAAGAUUGAGGAUUUGCCCAUCAUGCGGUUACAUCAUGUCAAGAACAAUUUUGACCGAUUUAUGCCUAAAAACGUGAUGGUGUUUAUUGGCGAUAAAGAAGUGCUCCGUGAUGAUGUUGUCAAUAUGGUGAAUGCGGUAAAGAAAGAUGGAAAGACCAAUAUUCAAUUUAUCAAGGAGAAUUAUGCUCAUGACUGGUUCAUGGUCCACGAGCUUGUCAAGAAAAAGGACAAGCAUCUGAUUGCAAAAUAUGAUGAAAUGUUUGUCGAUUUCUGUGUGGAUGCAGUUGAACAAGCUUGCAAAUCUCUGGUAGAUACAGCUACAAAAUCAACUAUCAAGAACACGCGUAAAGCAUCUGAAGAUACCGUCAAUAUUAACGAAACCAUUGAUGUGGAUCAGCUGGUCAGCAAUGACCACAUUAUAAGCGAAAAGAACCCAGCGGUGAAUGCUGUAAACAUUGAAAAGAAGAUUACUGAUAUUACCAAGAAGUUUGAUGAGCCUUUUGAGCUGUUUGAAAAAAUCGACUUCCCUGCUGCCCCGGCUGUUGUUCAUAAACCCAACACUAUAUUAUCAGAGUAUGCCAUUAUCACAGAUAGACCGUCAAAGAACUCUGUGUCAGUUUAA